CCAUGAAAUAGAAAUCAGUAACAGCUUCUCGUUGAACCUUGUUGUCCGCCGUCUCCUCGACCUCACCCGCGUCGCGCCAGGCCGCCAGCCAUGCCGGUGCGACUCCGGCCGGCGCCGCUGCCUCUUUCUCCGGCCCGCGGCUUCUCCACCACUGCCGCCAAGACCACCGUGCAGCUCGCCCACUUGGCCCCUCUCCCGUCCACCCUCCCGCCGCCGUCCCACUGCACCGUCACCCCGCCCGUCCAGCCCUGGCCGCGCCGCCUCACGCCGCGGAACUUCUCCCGCCUCAUCCUCCGCCUCCCAUCCCCGCACCUCGCCGUGCUCGCCUUCCGUCACGCGCUCUUCCACUCCACGCCACCCCUUCCCCCUUCCCUCCCCGUCUUCGCCGCCGUCCUCUCCCGCCUCCCGGGCGCCGACCCCUCCCUCCUGCCCCCCGUCCUCUCCGCUCUCCGCGCCGCCCGCCUCCCGGCCUUCUCCGACCGCGCCUUCCUGCCCCUCCUCCGCGCGCUCCCGCCGCUCCCUUCCCUCCGCCUCUUCCUCUCCCUCCCGUCCUUCAACUCCCACCCCUCCGUCCGCUCCUUCAACGCGCUCCUCCACUCACUCGUCGCCGCGCGCCGCCUCCGCCUCGCCGCCGCCCUCUUCCGCGCGGCGCGCGCCAAGCUCUACAUCACGCCCGACCUCGGCUCCUGCAACAUCCUGCUCAAGGGCCUCGUUGGUGUCGGCGACCUCGACGCCGCUCUCAAGGUGCUCGAUGAAAUGUCCGGGUUUGGGAUCGUCCCUGACGUCGUCACCUACACUACGGUUCUCUCCGCCUACUGCGCAAAGGGGGACCUCAAGGGUGCACAGAGGCUAUUCGGUGAUAUAAUUGCCAGCGGACGUAGGCCAGAUGUUACCAUGUACACGGUGCUUAUUGAUGGAUACUGCCGGAGCGGGAAGAUACAGGAUGCAGCUAGGAUUAUGGAUGAGAUGGAGACAGCUGGGGUGAAGCCGAAUGAGGUUACGUACUCGGUCGUGAUCGAGGCCUGCUGCAAGGAGGGGAAAUCUGCCGAGGCGUGCAAUUUAAUGCACGAGAUGCUAGGGGCAGGAUACACGCCAGACACACCACUGGGUGCUAAGGUGGUCGACGUGCUGUGCCAGGACGGGAAGGCGGAGGAGGCAAAUCAAAUGUGGAGAUGGAUGGUCAAGAAGAACGUGCCACCGGAUAACACAAUCACAAGCACGUUGAUCUACUGGUUGUGCAAGAGUGGAAUGGUUCAGGAGGCAAGAAAGCUGUUUGAUGAGCUCGAAAGGGGAUUUAAACCAAGCUUACUGACUUAUAACUCACUUAUCUCCGGAUUAUGCGACAAUGGGGAGUUACAGGAGGCUGGUCAGGUGUGGGAUGACAUGGUUGAACGAAGAUAUGAACCAAAUGCCAUAACUUACGAGGCCUUGAUCAAAGGAUUUUGCAAAAUUGGGAAGCCAGAUGAAGGGGCUGCAGUCUUUACAGAAAUGGUGACCAAAGGGUGCACCCCAAGCAAGUCCCUUUACCAAGUUUUGGUUGAUAGCCUUUCUGAGCCAAUACAUGAUGAUAUUGCUUGCAAAAUUCUUGAAACUGCGGCUUCAAGUGGCCAGGAUUUCUUGGAUGGUAAUUCUUGGGAAAUCUUUGUCAGGAAAGUAUUAAGUACAUGUAAUACUUGGAACAAGCACCUCAACUUAGUUCUAGAUGCAUAAUCAUGAGAUGUGCAGACUAUGGCUAAAACUUCUUAUUUUAUUCAAGUAUAUUUCUGAAGGAAGGUUAUGGGGCUAUUCUUCCACUGAAACCAACACUGUCUCAAGCACAUUUAUCUAUUCAUUCUGCAGAAUAGAUUAAUUGGGGAGAUGAGGGUGAUGUUUAAUUACUCAUGAAGGGGUUCAUACCAAGCUAGUUGACUAUUUGAAAAGAGUCAGUUAGGAGGUUGGCUAGAUGUGUGAAUGGCAAUGGUGAACGAGGAUCUGAACCAAAUACCAUGGACAACAAAGCCUUGAUGAAUGGAUUUUGCAAGUCGAGGAAAUUUAAUGAAGGCUGCAACCCAAGUAAUUUCCUUUCCAAGUUUUGGUUAAUGGCCUUUCCGAACCAAUAAGCUGCGUGGCAAAAUUCUUGAAACUGCAUACUUAAGCCUCCAGUAUUUAUUGGAUGGCAAUUGUUGGCCAAUUACUCAUCCAGAAAUGAUUAUAAAGUAUGAUACUUUGGGCAAGCAUCCCAGUUUCAUGUUA
This is a messenger RNA of Brachypodium distachyon (stiff brome), 2232 nucleotides long. RefSeq names its product pentatricopeptide repeat-containing protein At5g16420, mitochondrial. Gene Ontology annotation, molecular function: protein binding. Bases 91 to 1710 code for a protein of 539 amino acids. NCBI's taxonomy places the organism in Eukaryota, Viridiplantae, Streptophyta, Magnoliopsida, Poales, Poaceae. The record is from RefSeq and is a predicted model, not a curated record. The transcript has a single exon.